UUGUGCGUAAAAAUCGCAAUUAAAUUAAAAUUUGGGCUUAACUAACAGCAAUAAGAUGUGUGAUCACAAAUUAAGUAGCGAUGAAGUGCCUGCAAAGUUUGCGGAGUGGCUCUUAUCAAUGGGAUGUCCUCCUGAGAAAGUUCCCACUGUUGACAAAGUUGUAGAGAUGUGUCGCGGUCAGUACUACAUGGUAUGGCGCAGUUUGAUGGAGCACGUUGAGUCGAAAGACACAAUCCGACAGAAGAGGCUCCGAGUAUUCUGCGACGACAUCUACAAGUACAAGAGAAAGAAUGCCUUCAAUAAGGUUUGCUCACCAUUUCAGAAAAAGCCGGAAUCAAAUGCAGCAAUGCCUGAAGAGCUGACGCUUUGGCAUCAACACAAUGAGAUUAAGGAAAAAGUAGCGGAUGCAGAGGAAAGAGUGGCUAAGGCUAGGGAGACCCUCAACCAACUGACAGACAAAAUAACCAACAAGCUGUCGCACCGCAACUUGUCCCAAACGCGCGUGCAGCAGCUGCAACGCCGCGCGUGGCUGCUGCAACAAGUUGCAGAUGACUUGAAGACCAAGAAGGAGAACCUUGAGGAAACCAAAGCCAUCGCCAACUCACUGUGCACUAUUGAUGAGGAUGUUGAUGUGCAAAGCAAGCUGGACAAGUACAUAUCGUCUAAUCGUCGCGGGGGUGCUCCCUCCGCGGCGGUUCUCGCGAACCCCGUCGCCAGCUCCUCGCUCGUGUCUGUCAGCGACGCCAACGACUCGGAGGAGCAGCUAUCCUGGCUGCCCAAGUGCCGCGGCGACGCGCUGUGGACGCGACUUGCCGAGCGGCGCGCGGGGCUCGCGGGAGAAUUGGCUAAAGACACCGCUGACAAAACUGUUGCUACGGCGAGUCCGCAGGCCGUGCUAUCGCACACGGCAGCGCUACACUGCAUGCUAGCGCUUGAAGCGCUGAAGAACCGCGCGCACAUAAAACAGACGCGCAAGCGACUGGCCACCGCUGUCUCUGAACUUAAUAACUACCUCUCCGGCGAAGCAUGCGAGCUCCUAGUGCUUCGAUGCGAGAAAGCGCGCAGCACUGCACGGGUUAACACGCUGCGCACGCUACUGGAUGACGUCACAGCGCGCAGCGGCGUGUUUAACGCGGGGGGCGAUGACGUCAUAGAGGACAGACGCGCCACGGGCCGACAGAUCGCUGCCAUAGAUAAGGCUAUUGAAAGCAAAAAGGAAGAGGUAAAAAAACUGGUAACAGCCCUCGCUACCACAGAGAAGAAGAUGCACAACGUCAGGGAGUGUCUCAUCGGGAUAUUCAAUGGGUUCCACAAGGAUCAGUCCUUGUACGACAAUGACCGGUUCAAAGCCCACCUAGACUUCCCCCAAGAAUCAGUAGCGACCUUACGCCAGUUCUACGAGGAGAGGAGAGAGAAACGCAAGAACAAGGUCGAUCUCAGCAUGGACUUGGAUGUUUCUGACAACUGCUCGCUUACUGACCCAAUAGACAUUACUAGCCCAAAAUUCGUUGAUGAAUUAAAGAUAUAUUUGAAGAAAUUCAAUCUGGAAAACAACAGGAAACUGGUAUUAGAAAGCGGCCAAAAAAUCUGGGUGUUCGAAUCAGUCCAAUCAGCAAUUGACAGAUUCCACAACAGAUGUCAAAACGGUGAAGUGUCUUGUGCCCUACUCAGUCCUUCAGUCAGUCUGUCUUACAACCUACAAGCGUUAGUAGGAAUUGUGCAAAACGGAGCUACUUUGAGGACUAUGUUGGAUGCUGUUCAAAGUGAAGUGAACAACAGAAACGUCAAUAUAGACAUAAGCCUAAAGUCGAAAGAAGAGGCGAUCAUCGACAAAAUAAAGAAGCGUCUCAACGAGAAUCUGCUGAGUUUGCAAAAAUCAAGCAAGACUUUGGAAUUGGGGCAGGAAAACCUCAAAUUUUGGUCUAGCAAUGAGAUGAGAAAGUACAUUUCGCCCAACAGAACCGUGGAUGGGAAGUCUUAUAAAGAUUACGAAACUAUUUAUUUAUCUAUUUAAUUCAAUUCAAGUCUUUUAACAUGAUUCAAAACUUGAAAAAAUGUAAUGCCACAAGUGGGAUUCAAACCCGCGACCUUUCACUUGCCUGGGGACUGUUCUUAUGUACUGAGAGCAAAAAAUUCACCCGUAUUUGCUUUGAAAAACAACGUCUUAUGUACCUGAUGCAGUUGAUUUUCUUCAAGUUUUUAAUUAUGUUUAAUAUUUAACAUUAGAAAUGUAAAAAUCCUAAUUAAUCCCAUCUUAUUAUUAUUUGUAUUGUUAGUCACCAUCUUUUGGUCUAUUGAUUUUAUUAAAAAUAUUUUCUAAUCGA
This is a messenger RNA of Ostrinia furnacalis (Asian corn borer), 2324 nucleotides long. RefSeq lists its product as uncharacterized. Gene Ontology annotation, cellular component: HAUS complex. Lineage: Eukaryota; Metazoa; Arthropoda; Insecta; Lepidoptera; Crambidae. Gene Ontology annotation, biological process: spindle assembly. Bases 56 to 2014 code for a protein of 652 amino acids. The transcript has 13 exons. The record is from RefSeq and is a predicted model, not a curated record.